Molecule: messenger RNA, 1993 nt
Organism: Rhineura floridana
Lineage: Eukaryota; Metazoa; Chordata; Lepidosauria; Squamata; Rhineuridae
Gene: MRPL38
Product: mitochondrial ribosomal protein L38
Exons: 9
Coding region: 244-1278 (344 amino acids)
Cellular component (GO): mitochondrial large ribosomal subunit
Source: RefSeq, a predicted model, not a curated record
UCUCAGGAGGUACAAUACUUGAAUGCCCUACAUUUUUCGAGGCAAACUGUUGUUCACUUUCUGUAUGUGUGAACCUCCAUCCUUAGGCUUCCUGAAUUGGAAUGCUCUUCAAUUUGUGGACCAACUCUGUAAUUAAACGAGGGUUAUUCUCUGUAGUGUUUUCUUGGGGAUACACGUGUGGCCCAACUGCUAUUAUGCUUGACCCUUGCUGUUCUCUGUAAACUGGGAGUACCUCUGGGGCCGAUGCCUAAUGAAGACAUUGAUACCAGUAACUUGGAGGCACUGGAAAAGUACCGUACCUUCACUCGCUACUUCAAGGCAGCAGAAAAAGAGAAUAAGAAGCCUCAUUGGUGGAAAAGCUACAGGAAAUACAUCACUCCACAGCAAGAUGAAGAGGCAAAGAUAGACAUUGGACUACCUUGUCCUGUGCCAUCAUGGAGAAAGAAACUUAAGGAGAGAAAAGCUAUAAUGAAGCAGAAUCGUGUGGAACUGGAAAGAGCAUUCCGCCUCAGGACAUUGUUGAUUCCACUUGAUGAAGUCAAAGCUGAAUGGGAGAGAACCAGCGGCCCAUACCACAGGCAGCAAGUGGCAGAACACUAUGGACUAUACCGGGACUUGUUUGAUGGUGCCACAUUUGUUCCCAGAGUUCUUCUUAGGGUGGAAUACAGUCAGGAUGAGGAAUACGUUAUGCCGGUUUAUAAUGGAAAUGUGGUGACCCCCACAGAGGCUUUUAACCCUCCCAGAGUCUCAUUUGAAGCAGAUGAAGGAACCUUAUGGACUCUGCUGCUCACUAACCUGGAUGGGCAUCUGCGUGAUACCAAUUCGGAGUACAUCCACUGGUUGGUGGCAAACAUUCCAGGCAACAAAAUAGAGGCGGGCAAGGAGAUUUGCCAUUACUUCCCUGCAUUCCCUGCCAAAGGAACCGGAUACCAUCGCUAUGUCUUCCUUCUCUUCAAGCAGCUCCAGCCAAUUGAUUUCACUGAAGAUGUGCGACCAAUACCAUGCCACAGUCUCAAGAUGAGAACGUUCAAGACGCUUGACUUCUACAAGAAGCAUCAGAGUGAAAUGACACCUGCAGGGCUGGUGUUUUUCCAGUGCCAGUGGGAUGAUUCUGUUACACAGGUCUUUCACCAGCUUCUUGACAUGAAGGAGCCAGUGUUUGAUUUUGUGCGGCCCCCCAAAUAUCAUCCCCCACAGAAGAAGUUUCCACACCGCCAACCUCUGAGGUACCUGGACAGAUACAGGGACAGUGAUGAACCUGUCUAUGGCAUUUAUUGAGGUGUCUGAUACUCUCCAAUGGGGCUUUGGACAGACAACCACAGUGCAACGAAGAAUCCUCUUCUCGAACAGUUCCGUUAGGAAAUGGAAGUGUAAAAGACAGCUGGAUUUGAUUCAGACCAACACUCUAAUUCAUCAUUUGGAAGAGAGAUAUAGCUUACCUCUAUCUUGUCUAUAUCUAGGAGACUCAUCAAAGUGUUACAAGUAUAUCUGUCCGUGCUGUGAAGAAGCAGGCAAACUGUGCCAACAUGUCCAAGGCUAUUCAGAAGUUGAGCUUCUGCUCCACUUUUUCAGGAGUCAAAUGUCAUUCAUAAAUUGUUCUAAGUAAGGCACUUUCCUUUCCCGCUCAGUUGUUGGGCUGUUUCAGUAAAAUAACAUCAUCUGAAUUGGAUCAGAUAAUACAUGAAAUCUUGCAAAGCAAUCCGUCAUUACUGAAAUACUGGACUGUGUGUUCUCUUUAAUCUUAAAUGUAUGAAUAAACACGCUUUUCGUACCAGAAAGUAGAGCCGCAUUUGAGGGCUCAGGGAGAAGCACAAAGAAGCAAUUGGUCUGUUGGAGCUAUCUAACCUUUAUGAGUAUGGGACCCUCUUUAUAAGCUCAAAAAAUUUCAUGACCCCCCCCCAUGCUAAUUGUAAUUUUAACCUCUGUUAAUUGAAAAAAUGGUGUGUGCAAAAUCACAUCUCCAGAUAUUCCUUUCCAUAAAAAGCUCCCUGCA